Messenger RNA from Spathaspora passalidarum NRRL Y-27907, 741 nucleotides. Its product is annotated as mitochondrial 54S ribosomal protein MRPL50. The annotation marks the transcript as partial. Gene Ontology annotation, biological process: translation. Gene Ontology annotation, cellular component: ribosome; mitochondrion. Gene Ontology annotation, molecular function: structural constituent of ribosome. NCBI's taxonomy places the organism in Eukaryota, Fungi, Ascomycota, Pichiomycetes, Serinales, Debaryomycetaceae. The record is from RefSeq and is a predicted model, not a curated record. The transcript has a single exon.
ACAAGGAUUAACGGCCAUGUUCAAGAACACGCUCAUUCACAUCCGUCAUGCGCUGAGGGCAACACCCCGUCGUGCCACUACCCGUAUCCCCAUCCAACUUUUACAAGACGUGGCCGGGUUAGGAGUCAGGGGCCAAGUGGUCCAAGUCUUGCCCGCCUACAUGCGUAACUACUUACACCACCACGACCGCGCAUGCUACAUAACUGCCGAAUCAGGCCCACGUAUCCCCGUAGUGAGUCCAGAAGUGCCUGCUCCUGAGGCCGAGAAAAAGCCUGUCGAAGAAGUUUUUGUUCAAGAAGUACAAGAGGAAACCGUGCCUGCAUUUACAUUAUCGGAAUUGUCGACCUUAGUGGGAUCAUUAAGAAGUAAAAAGAGUCAACUGAAGGCCGAACCAGUAUUAAAUAUCGCCGGCCAGGAAAAGGAAGGCGAAGAUAACUACUACUCCAUUGCUGAAUUGCAAGACCAGUUGCCUAAAGUGUAUCAAAUUAGUGCAUCCAAUUUACCCUUGACCAAAGGAAAGGUCAGUGAUGUCGUAUUCAAGAUCACUGGGUCCCGUAUUCCUUUGGCAAAUAUUGAAUUGUCACCUUAUGACAGUCCGUUGAAGUUCAUUGACGAGAUUAAGGAGUUGGGCAAGUACCAGGUGCUUAUCUCUUCUGAAGUGGAAAAGGAAACCCUUACUAAGUUUAUUGAGGUUAAAUAGACUGUAAAUAGCAUGUAAAUAGAUAACAAGACUUACUUAAU